Molecule: messenger RNA, 405 nt
Organism: Caenorhabditis bovis
Lineage: Eukaryota; Metazoa; Nematoda; Chromadorea; Rhabditida; Rhabditidae
Source: the annotation of a GenBank genome assembly
AUGAACUCAAUUCUCGUUAUUCUGAUUCUGACAAUUUGCUCGAUUUCGGCGUGUCCUGGACUCUUCGGUGGGCUCGGCGGAUGUGGCGGCGGCAGUGGCGGCUGUGGCGGCGGUUGCGGACGAAGGAAGCGGUCGAUUCAAGGUAGCGAAGAGUUUUUUGGAAUCGCCAGCAGCCAAGAAGACAUGCUCUGCAAUAGUCCGGAAAUGCGGAAGACGAUGAAUAUUGCGAUGAGGCCGUCGCCGGUGGACUCGAGCAAAGCGAUUCAGACAGCUUUAGAGGAGCAUGGAUUGUUUAGAUACGUCGUCGUUUGCUCAGAGGCGCCAUUCGUGUACGCUGUUCGAAUCGACACCGCCUACUGCAGUUCGCGGAACAAGAAUCAUUUCUGUCAAGCGUUUGCCAUCUAA